Molecule: messenger RNA, 4897 nt
Organism: Microplitis mediator
Lineage: Eukaryota; Metazoa; Arthropoda; Insecta; Hymenoptera; Braconidae
Gene: MARCH6
Product: E3 ubiquitin-protein ligase MARCHF6
Exons: 4
Coding region: 215-3106 (963 amino acids)
Cellular component (GO): endoplasmic reticulum membrane
Molecular function (GO): zinc ion binding
Source: RefSeq, a predicted model, not a curated record
AACUAUUAUCAGUCAGAGAAUCCUUGAAAAAGAAAUAGCCAGAACAGCUGGAAGUGUGUCUGUAUCAUUCAAAGCAUUAGCAGAAAACUUUUUUUUUUUCCUCAUAUAUUUCCUCAAUUCACGAAUCAUUAUAUAUUUUCUAAACAAUCUGACCACACUUAACGCAAAUACAAUUGGAGUUUCAAACACGUCAGUGAAUUAAAUAACCAUCAACAUGACGGAGGACAUGUUAGGAGCUGAUAUUUGCCGGGUGUGUAGAUCAGAAGGUCUCUCGGACCGACCACUCUUCCAUCCGUGCAUCUGCACUGGUAGUAUCAAGUGGAUCCAUCAGGAAUGUUUACUCCAGUGGAUGAGAUACUCUCGGAAAGAAUACUGCGAAUUGUGCGGUCACAGGUUUUCAUUCACGCCGAUUUACAGCCCAGAUAUGCCGCGUCGUCUGCCACUCCGCGAUGUCGUCGGUGGAUUAUUUUCAAGUGUUGUAACGGCUGUCAGCUAUUGGUUCCAUUACACUUUGGUAGCACUUGCGUGGCUGGGUUUGGUACCUUUGACAGCUUGUCGUACUUAUCGUGCAUUAUUCAGCGGGUCAUUGGACCUGGUCAGAAUAAUGUCCCUACCCAUGGAUAUGCUGUCGCUUGAUAAUAUAUCAUCAGAUGUAUUUCACGGUUGCUUUGUUGUGACUUGUACUCUGUUCGCGUUCAUCGGGUUGGUGUGGCUUCGAGAGCAAAUAUUGCAUGCAGGUGGACCGGAUUGGUUGGAAAGAAAUGUCCAACAACUACCAGCAGCGGGUGGAAAUAAUCAAGCCGCUGCAGUACAACCACAGCUACAAGAUCCACCUGGACAACCUGAUGUCGUACGUGGAGAUAAUAACAACGUGCCGCCAUUUGUUGACGAACCGCCACGUCCAGUUGAUGUUAAUGAUGACGAUCAGCCGAUGUACCGUGAAGUUGGUGAUAACAGUCCAGAGAAUGCAGUAGUGGGUGCUGAGGCGAAUCAGGAGCCACGUAAUGAGGGUAAUGAUAACGCUGAAGAAGCUCAAGGGGAAGGAGCUGCUGUUGGAUGGGAAGGACAGGUCCAAGAUCAGGCUCAAGCACCCGGUGAAGCUGAAGAAGCCAAUUGGAACCCUAUGGAAUGGGACAGACCUGCUGAAGAACUAACUUGGGAACGUCUUCUUGGCUUAGACGGCUCGCUAUUAUUUCUCGAGCACGUUUUCUGGGUGAUAUCAUUAAACACUGUGUUCAUUCUGGUGUUUGCAUUCUGUCCCUACACAUUUGGAUACUACACAAUAGCCGCUCUGGGACUAAAAGAACACGCAGCAGCUUCACACUUCGAGGGACUGGUGACGACACUUUGUGGUUACGGUGUAAUCGGAACUAUCUUGGUUAUUUUACAUACAGGAGCUGCGAUAUUCGGCUUGCAACGUUCCCAGCGUUUCCUCGGACUCGGCUACGUCGUCGUAAAAGUAUCACUGCUCUCAGUAGUGGAGAUCGGAGUGCUGCCGCUGGUUUGCGGCUGGUGGCUUGACAUUUGUUCGCUCGCAAUGUUUGAUGCGACACUCAAAGAUCGUGAAUCAUCAUUCAGACUAGCACCAGGUACCUGUAUGUUCAUACAUUGGCUCGUUGGGAUGGUUUACAUCUACUACUUUGCCUCAUUCAUUCUCUUACUUCGCGAAGUACUGAGACCCGGUGUCCUCUGGUUCUUGCGUAAUUUAAAUGACCCAGACUUUUCGCCAAUCCAAGAGAUGAUUCAUUUACCAAUUUUACAACACGCGCGCAGACUAAUAGUGUCAGCAGUAAUAUUUGGUACAGCAAUACUACUGAUGCUGUGGCUGCCAAUAAGACUCUUGAGAUGGGCAUGGCCUGGAUUUUUACCUUACACAGUCACUGUGCAAACUGAAUCCCAAGUAAGCGAGUUAUCACUCGAGCUACUGCUUCUCCAAGUUAUUCUACCAGCGCUGCUGGAGCAAUCGCACACGCGAACGUGGCUCAAGGCUUUAAUUCGCGGGUGGUGUCAAGCAGUCGCUUGGAUACUAGAUCUCCAGUCUUACUUGCUGCGCGAUCAACGAGAUGAUCAAGGACCUGCAGUUAUUGAAGAGCAGCAGCAUCCAGGAUUGGGUGCCGCUCAUCAGGCAGCACAUCAAGCCGCUCAAAUGCUGCACCGUGACAUUCCUACAGGCUAUCAGCCUUACGUACGGACGAAAUGGUUUCCACUGAGACUAGUUGGACUACUGAUAUGUGUCUGCAUUUCUCUGGUGAUCGCCAGUCUUGUUGCCAUGACUUUGCCCGUCUGGUUGGGUCGUAGAGUGAUGGCUCUGUGGAUGGUCGGCGCACCAGCACCUUCACCGCCGGUAUUGCCGCCAACUCUAUCAGUAAACAGUGUAGGCGAAGCCAUGGUCGUAUUCUCAGGACGAGUUCAUGAAAUUUAUACCGUCGCUUGUGGUACUUACGUCUGCUGGGCAGCAGCACGUGGUCUGGCUCUGGCACUGUCGUGGUUACCACGUGGACGACGUGCUAUUCUGGACAGAAUAAAACACUGGGCAAUUGUCAGCGUAAGAGCCUCGAUAGCUUUUGUUCUGCUGGUUGGUGUAAUUCCACUACUAUUUGGCCUUCUACUGGAACUAGUUGUCGUUGUGCCACUUCGUGUGCCCUUGGAACAAAACCCCAUCCUGUUUAUCUGGCAAGACUGGGCCCUAGGUGUCCUUUACACCAAAAUAGCAACAGCUGUUACGAUGAUGGGCCCCGAGUGGCGACUGCGUCUUGCUAUUGAGAAAGCUUACAAUGACGGUGUCAGAGAAAUGGAUCUUAAAUUCAUAAUAACAGAAUUAGCAGCACCUGUUAUCUGUGUAUUUGGUCUGGCAUUAGCAGUACCCUAUGCCUUUGCUUAUGGUAUUGUGCCAUUAUUUGUAACGAAUUUACAAACACAAAUAUUAAUAGCUAGGUGUCUUUAUUCUGUUUUACUUUGGAUAAUAUUUGUUUGUGUUUUGAUAGUAUUUCAUAUACGACAGUUUAAAAAACUUUAUGAGAGAAUUAAAAAUGAUAAAUAUUUAGUGGGGCAACGUUUGGUUAAUUACGAGCAUCGAAAUAAACAAACGCAGAGAGUUACUAAUUAAUUAAUUAAUUAAUAACUUUUAUUAUUUUAUUGAUUAAUUAAUUAAUUGAUUAAUAUUUAAGAUAAGAUACGUGCAAUGUGACGCGAUAUGGUUUAGGUUUAGCUUCGUGUACAUUCUUAUAUUAUCAUCCUUUAUUUACUAAUAUAUCAAUUAAUAAUAAUGAUAACAAUAAUGAUAAAUCAAAGAUAAUUUAUGCAUUUCCAGUUAAUAAAUAAUAAAAUUCAAGGCCAUUCUUAGACAGUUUCCCGCUUUUUUUAAAUUUUAAAUGACAGUUGUCAUAACGGUUUCAAACUUUUAUCAAUUAAUUUAAAAAAUUAAAGCAUUAAUUGGAGAAAGAACAAUUUCGCUGAGAUAGAUUUCAAAAAAAUUACUUAGUUGACACCAAUUAGAAGUUAAAGUUUCAGUAAAAUCUUCAUGUCAAUUUUAAAAUAUUGUAGACUUAAAUUUAUUCAACAAAUUUCGUUUAACUCUUAAUUGAUAACAAAAGUAAGUAAUUUUUUAAAAAUUCCAUAUCCGCGAAAUUGUCAUUUUUUACUUAAGGUUUUAAUUAAUUAAUAAAAUUUGAAUACGGUCGUGAAAUUUUAAAGUUACUGCAUAUUUUUGAAAACUAAAGGCCCUGUCUGAGAAUGCCCUUAAGGCCAUUCUCAAAUAGUGCCGCCCACUUUUUUAAAAUAUUCAAUGACUUUCAAUUGUAAUGACUAUUAAAAUUUUGAUAAUUAAUUACAAAAAAGUUUAAGCAUUAAUUGAAAAAAGGGCAACGCAGUUACAAUUUCGCCGAGACGGAUUUAAAAAAAAAAUUAUUUACAAUCGAUAUCAAUUAGGAGUUAAAGAAAAUUUUGAAAAUAAAUUUCAGUAAAAUCUUUAUGUCAAUAUUAUAAUUUGGAAUGUUAAAUUUUUAAGGCUAAAAUUUGUUAACUCCUUUUUGAUUUUAACUGUGGUUAAUUUUUUUUUAAAUCUAUAUUUCGGCGAAAUUGUAACUGCGUUGUCCUUUUUUCAAUUAAUGCUUCAAUUUUUUUAAAAUUAAUUAACAAAAUUUUAAUACUGUUAUGACAGGUCAAGGUCAUUGAAUAUUUCAAAAAGUGGGGCCCUGUCAGAAUGCUCUUAAUUUUUUUUUUAAAUAUUAAAUUAUUUUUGAUGUAAAGGAAAAUUAUAAUUAUUAAAAAAAAUCGUUUAAUUUAUUAUUAACUGGAGUAAAUUGCGUAUUUAUUACUAAUAACAAAAAAAAAGUUAAUAAAAAUAAUUAGCGGUGUUAAUAAUGUAAUUUAAAAACUAUUUUUAUGUAGGCGAUGCUAAAUAAAUCAUAAAGACUGUGUUUGUUUUCCAAUGUAUCGCUUUUUAUUGUUAUUAAUAUUUUUAAAAAUUAAUUUUCAUUGUUUAUUUAAUACUAAUAAUAAUAAUUAUAUUUUUUUCUUUAUUUAUCGCACAAUAGUAUCGCUUUUACUAAUUACCUAUUUUACUACGUAUUAUUAUUAAUUGCCGUAGAUACAUUACCUUCCAAUUAAAAUUAUAUAAAAUAUAAAUGGAAACAGUCGAAAAUUAUUAACACUUUAUAAUUUUAAAAAUAAUAUUACAUUGUAGUUUGUAAAUUGAAAGAGCGAUAAAUUAUUAUUAAUUAGUCGUUAAUGAUAAAUAUAAUGUAUAAAAGAUUUAAAUGAUAAUAUAAAUUUAUCGAUUGACAAUUUAAAAAUUGUCGAUUAUUAAAUGCGGUUUGUUCGAGAUUUAUCAAUAAUUAAAAAAAUUAAAAUUGUGAUCUAGUUGAUUGAAUUUUAAUUUUAAAAAUAUUUUUUAUUG